This is a messenger RNA of Brienomyrus brachyistius, 1187 nucleotides long. RefSeq names its product basic salivary proline-rich protein 2-like. The coding region runs from base 1 to 1161 and encodes 386 amino acids. The transcript has 5 exons. Lineage: Eukaryota; Metazoa; Chordata; Actinopteri; Osteoglossiformes; Mormyridae. The record is from RefSeq and is a predicted model, not a curated record.
AUGGAGGGGGUCUCGCUGGAGAGGGAACGGCAUCCCCGGACUCUGCCAGGACAGUCCAACCUCGCACCUGACCUGUGCUUCUCCCCAUGCCUCCAGCCAGACGACCCCCCGCGUGCCCCCUCCGCCCUCCAUCUCUCGGGUGUCCGCCGCUGCGUUCUGUCUUCUGCUCUGCGAUCCACCCCAUCGGUCAGCGGCCGCGUGGAGGUCCAGACCACUGCCCCCAAGAUCCACCCCAUCGGUCAGCGGCCGCGUGGAGGUCCAGACCACUGCCCCCAAGAUCCACCCCAUCGGUCAGCGGCCGCGUGGAGGUCCAGACCACUGCCCCCAGGGUCCACCCCAUCGGUCAGCGGCCGCGUGGAGGUCCAGACCACUGCCCCCAAGAUCCACCCCAUCGGUCAGCGGCCGCGUGGAGGUCCAGACCACUGCCCCCAAGAUCCACCCCAUCGGUCAGCGGCCGCGUGGAGGUCCAGACCACUGCCCCCAGGAUCCACCCCAUCGGUCAGCGGCCGCGUGGAGGUCCAGACCACUGCCCCCAAGAUCCACCCCAUCGGUCAGCGGCCGCGUGGAGGUCCAGACCACUGCCCCCAGGAUCCACCCCAUCGGUCAGCGGCCGCGUGGAGGUCCAGACCACUGCCCCCAGGAUCCACCCCAUCGGUCAGCGGCCGCGUGGAGGUCCAGACCACUGCCCCCAGGAUCCACCCCAUCGGUCAGCGGCCGCGUGGAGGUCCAGACCACUGCCCCCAGGAUCCACCCCAUCGGUCAGCGGCCGCGUGGAGGUCCAGACCACUGCCCCCAAGAUCCACCCCAUCGGUCAGCGGCCGCGUGGAGGUCCAGACCACUGCCCCCAAGAUCCACCCCAUCGGUCAGCGGCCGCGUGGAGGUCCAGACCACUGCCCCCAAGAUCCACCCCAUCGGUCAGCGGCCGCGUGGAGGUCCAGACCCCUGCCCCCAGGAUCUACCCCAUCGGUCAGCGGCUGUGUGGGGGCCCCGGUGUGGCGCAGGGGCACUGAAACACGAUCCAGGCAAGGGGCCAACUUGGCAAGCGACAUUCACGGCCCCCCGGGCCUGAUUGAAUCUCUGGCCCGGUCUCUUUUAACGUUUCGAGAAUGUCCCAUCAACGGGGAGCGUUGCCUGGCCAGACGACGGGUCACACUGGCCUAACUUUCCUGCUUGACACAGAGCACAAC